AUGAAGUGGUCAACAGUCCUCGUAGCCGUCGUGCUUUUGGCGUUCCUGUGUGGCGCCAUGGCCAUCCGUAAGCCCAGCUUCCGCAAGGGCAAGAGUUUCGCCCCCGCGACCCAGAUGGACAAGAUGUCGGCGAUGUCGAAGAAGAGGCCCACCCAGGAAGCGAGCGAGGAGAUGCUCGAUCAGUGUCUCGCCAGCCUCAAGCAGUCCGUGCGCGAUGAGAGCGAGUGGGAGGAGGAGCGCGACGAAUGUCUCGCCCGCCUUGCCCCCCUGGUCGAGGAGGAUCGCCUCAACGAGUGGUACCGCGACCAGAACCGCUCCCUGGCCAUCGGCUGUCUGCUGAACCUCACCCAGUGCAACGACGACAACGAGGCCCUCUUGACCCGCGAGAUUGGCCCCAGGCGCGAGACCGACGAAAGCAUCGUCAAGCACCCCUACGUCGCCAAGGAGAACCGCCUCCGUAAGCGCAUGCACGAGUUCGACGAGACUGUCUUCCUCGGUAUGUCCAAGCCCGCCUCGAGGGCCACCCGCCAGCGCCGCGAGACCAUCCAGUGCUCGCUCGAUCGCUGCGAGACCCUGGUCACCGAGAGCCUCUGGGAGAUUGAGCAGCUCAAGAAGAACGUGUCGUGGUGCGAGCGCGAGAUCGUCCGCAGGAAGGCCUCGAUCAUGUCCUACCUUCGAUUUGCCAUGCUCUACGAGCAGGAGACCGCCGUGUGCGAGCCCAUCUGGAACAGGUGCCGCAACGGCGCCCGCUUGGUCAAGCUGACCAUCACCAACGCCCCCGUCGCCGGCCUGCUGUACCAGUUCGACCUCCAGUCUGGCUGGGCCGGCUUCGCCAACAGGUCCACCUCUAUCAUCCCGGAGACCGUCCCGGCCCGGCUCGAGUUCCUUCAGGCGCUGGGGGACCUCGCCGACGACUUCAACACCACUGUCCUUGACACGAUCUUCGCGAGAAACUCUGAAGGCGCCGUGACGGGUCCCGUGGGCGACGGUGGCGUGCUCUGCGGGUCGCAGUCCUUCUCGGCACUCUUCGAGGUCUGGCCCGAGGCGAACGGCUUCCUGUUCGUCGGUUUCCCCGUGGUCGAGACCGAGGAAGACAGUGUCACGGUGCUCGGCGCCAUCAGUAGCAUCCAGGUCUUCGACGGGAACAACAACUUCAUCACCCGCGACCUGCCCAUACGCGAACUCGACAAGAAGAAGAAGCUUGCGAAGAUCAUGACCGCCGCCAAGGCCAAGCGCGGCCCUGACAGGCAGAACAUCGAGGACUGCGGCUGCGUGGGCGACGCCCUGCCCCACUUUGAGCGUCACCUGAGCCUGGUCGCCCUCAGCGAUGUCCGCACCUACCAGCUCGUCCCUCCCUACCCGACUGAGUCCCAGGUCAUUGAGGGCGGCGCUGCUCUUCUCUCCCUCGAGGAGCUCCGCUGGACCGUGCCCUACCCGCCCGGCAUCCGCCCGGAGGUGGUAGAUAUCCCCUCCGAGUACCCCCUCGCCGACACCCUCUAA
Messenger RNA from Acanthamoeba castellanii str. Neff, 1500 nucleotides. RefSeq lists its product as uncharacterized. NCBI's taxonomy places the organism in Eukaryota, Discosea, Longamoebia, Acanthamoebidae. The coding region runs from base 1 to 1500 and encodes 499 amino acids. The transcript has a single exon. The record is from RefSeq and is a predicted model, not a curated record.